AUGCUCAAUCGUGGACACUUCUUACAGUGUGCUUGGAUCACUGCAGGUCGAAUGUUUCGACUCGUCCAAGGUUUACGUUAUCAUGAGAUUGAUAGCCCAGAUAAAGUGUAUGACUCGAAGGAAGAUUCGACAUGUACGGAAGAAAAGAGAAGAGUAUUCUGGAUGGCCUACUUACUGGAUCAUCUCUUCGUCAUGAGGAAUGACUGGCCUGUGACCUUGAGCGAGCAUAUGAUCUGCACUAAAUUGCCGGUCCCCGAUAGUGACUUUCAGGGAGAUUGUCUCGUCUCAGGCAACUUCAUCUCCCAGGCUAUAACAGACCCAGCCUCCCAAGCCAAUUCACCAUUCAACGACUGUCUUGCAAUAGUAACGCUCUGUGGUCGUGGUCUGCUUCGCAACCGGCACAACAAUAUCUCCAAAGUCUAUGGUGACGAUAAUUCCGACUUAUCUGAGCAUUGGCGCUGGCUGGAGGACGUUCUCUUUUUGAAAGAUCAGAUAAAGUCACGAGGAGAUACAUUCCAUCCGCUAGGGACUUUUGCUCAGAUCCUAGGUCAGGUAGCGGAAAUACUCUUAUGCAAAGGUGUUAUACAGAAAAACAGUAACUAUGGUCAGUGCAUGCUGGAUGACUGCCAUCGACGGAUCUCGAUAGCCACAGAGGAGAUUAUUCGCUUGGCAAGAGGACUAACUUACCUUCACUUCUCUCAAGUUUGUCCCUUGAUGUCUAUGCCACUCUUCGCCGCUGCCGAGUUUCUUUAUGAAUAUCGACACUUGAAGGAUGGUGCCUUUUUACAGCAGCUUCAAGAUCUAGUAGACGUAUUGGGUAAGCUGAGGAAUCAAAGAGUAAAGAAAUUUAUAAGAUAUUACGAUGAAUCUGGAGGAUGGAGUAUAUGGAACCACCUCGAGCUCAACAUUGCCAAGUGGUGA
This is a messenger RNA of Fusarium proliferatum ET1, 921 nucleotides long. RefSeq lists its product as uncharacterized. The record is from RefSeq and is a predicted model, not a curated record. Bases 1 to 921 code for a protein of 306 amino acids. Gene Ontology annotation, molecular function: zinc ion binding; DNA binding. Lineage: Eukaryota; Fungi; Ascomycota; Sordariomycetes; Hypocreales; Nectriaceae. The transcript has 5 exons. Gene Ontology annotation, biological process: DNA-templated transcription. Gene Ontology annotation, cellular component: nucleus.